This is a messenger RNA of Archocentrus centrarchus (flier cichlid), 1247 nucleotides long. It is a transcript of the gene ctsla, whose product is annotated as cathepsin La. Bases 165 to 1178 code for a protein of 337 amino acids. Gene Ontology annotation, molecular function: cysteine-type peptidase activity. The transcript is spliced from 8 exons. Gene Ontology annotation, biological process: proteolysis. The record is from RefSeq and is a predicted model, not a curated record. NCBI's taxonomy places the organism in Eukaryota, Metazoa, Chordata, Actinopteri, Cichliformes, Cichlidae.
UGAUAGCGUCAUAGUGCGGGGCGGGGCUUAUGGUGUAAGCAAACAGGAGCAGACCAAUCAGAGCGCAGCUGGGGUCUUUAUAAACUUUGGUCCGGCUCUGCUGGGAGAAGCUGGUUGUUCUCUUCUUCUCGAUCAUCACCGAAGGCUUUAGACAGGAAACCAUCAUGAAGCUGCUUCUGGCUGUUCUGGCCGUCGGCCUGACCUCAGUCCUCUCAGCACCACAUCUGGACCCACAGCUGGACGAGCACUGGAACCUGUGGAAGAGCUGGCACACUAAAAAAUACCACGAGAAGGAGGAGGGCUGGAGGAGGAUGGUGUGGGAGAAAAACCUCAAGAAGAUUGAGCUGCACAAUCUGGAGCACUCCAUGGGCAAACACACCUACCGCCUGGGCAUGAACCACUUUGGGGACAUGACUAACGAGGAGUUCCAGCAGCUCAUGAACGGCUACAAGCACAAAGCAGAGAGAAAGGUGAGGGGAUCCCUGUUCAUGGAGCCCAACUUCCUGGAGGCCCCUCGUUCUCUGGACUGGAGGGAUAAGGGUUACGUGACUCCUGUUAAGGACCAGGGUCAGUGUGGCUCCUGCUGGGCUUUCAGUGCCACCGGAGCUCUGGAGGGUCAGCAGUUCAGGAAGACCGGCAAGAUGGUGUCGCUGAGCGAGCAGAACCUGGUGGAAUGCUCCAGACCCGAGGGCAACGAGGGCUGCAACGGAGGUCUGAUGGACCAGGCCUUCCAGUACGUCAAGGACAACCAGGGCCUGGACUCCGAGGACUCCUACCCUUACCUGGGAACUGAUGACCAGCCUUGCCAUUACGACCCCAAUUACAACGCUGUCAACGACACCGGAUUUGUGGACAUUCCAAGCGGUAACGAGCGUGCUCUGAUGAAGGCUCUGGCCUCUGUUGGACCAGUUUCAGUCGCUAUUGAUGCAGGCCACGAGUCUUUCCAGUUUUACCAGUCAGGAAUUUACUACGAAGCUGAGUGCAGCAGUGAGGAGCUGGACCAUGGCGUGCUGGCGGUGGGUUACGGCUUCGAGGGCGAAGAUGUGGACGGCAAGAAAUACUGGAUUGUCAAGAACAGCUGGAGUGAAAACUGGGGCGACAAAGGCUACAUCUACAUGGCUAAAGACCGACAAAACCACUGCGGUAUCGCGACUGCAGCCAGCUAUCCUCUGGUGUGAAAUGCUUCACCUCAGCAGUGUUUUUACUGCAACAGUUGGACAAGAGGGACGACGCUGCAGUCGGUGUGA